AUGCAAUUAGUUGAUUUAGACAAUGGGUUCUUCAUUGUUCAUUUUGUUCUUGAGGAGGAUUUGUUGUAUGUGUUAACUGGGGGUCCUUGGGUAGUAGCAUGGCAGUAUGUUGAUAUUCAAAAGUGGAGACCAAAUUUUUGUGCAGGAGAGGAUCAUAUUUCUCGCCUUAUUGUUUGGGUGAGAUUAUCUGGUAUGGGAGUUGAAUUUUUCAAUUCUGAGACUAUUAAGUGUAUUGGGGAUUUGAUUGGCUCAACCUAUAAGGUAGAUGUUCAUAUUGUAGGUCAGAUGAGAGGUAAGUUUGCAAGUGUAUGUGUUGAAAUUGAUCUGAAUAAGCCUCUCAUCCUUUAUCUAGUUGUUGAAGGUACACGUGUGAGAGUGGAAUAUGAAAAUCUCCCUAUGAUUUGUUUUAGUUGCUGCAGAGUUGGUCACAAUAAAGAGUAUUGUCCUUUUGCUAACCCAGUCCAUAAUGACAAUGAGACUGAUAUGGACAUGACUAGGGAUAUUCAAGAAGAGAUGUGUUCUCAUCAAGUGGAGAAGUUAUGUAAAAUGACGUUUGAUUGA
Prunus avium (sweet cherry) is the source of this 561-nucleotide messenger RNA. RefSeq lists its product as uncharacterized. NCBI's taxonomy places the organism in Eukaryota, Viridiplantae, Streptophyta, Magnoliopsida, Rosales, Rosaceae. The record is from RefSeq and is a predicted model, not a curated record.